AUGAUCAUAAUUUAUUUUCUAUUAUUCACCUCAACAACAGCUUUCAUCUUCUUACCACAAUUCUUAGCUCUAUUAGCAUCCCCUAAUCAACAAAUACCACAAUCUAUUAUUAACUUGAUAAACUUGAGACUUUAUUUGAUUUCAUUUAUUCAACGUCGAAAAUUCACUGGCAAAAUAUCAAAACUUUAUGUAUAUCCAAUAAAAUCAGUUUCAUAUAUCUCCCCAUCCAGUUGGGAACUUGAUGAAUUUGGGUUCAAACAUGAUAGACAAUACAUGUUGGCAUUUUGGGAUUCUACUCAAGCAUUAUAUCAACCAUAUACACAAAGAAACGCACCAAAGUUAUCAUUGGUUGAAAUUGACUUCAAUAAAGAGGAGAAUUGGUUUAAAUUCACAUAUCCAACAGAUGGAGGUAAACUUACUUCAUUUAAAUUACCAAUGAAUAUAACCCAAGAUUGGAUUGCACAAAAUUCAAUCUCUGAUGAACAUUUGAAAACUGAUUUGUGGGGAGUAAAAUUCCAAUCAAUAAAUAUUGGGAAAGCUCUUCCAGAUGAUUUUAAAAUUGCAAUGGGGUUAAACAGACCAGGUACAACUUUAUUAACUUCUCUUUCCAAAAAAGUGAUCUCAGCUCAUCCCCAGGAAUUGAAAGAGCAAAAAUCAACAUUAUUUCAUGAUUACUAUCCCUUACAUUUUCUUUCACAAACUCUAGUUGAUGAAUUAAACCACCGUAUCUCAGAACAAGGUUCCACUAGACAAGUAGAAGCAAAACAAUUCAGACCAAAUAUUGUUAUAACAGAUCAAAAAAUAGAUAUGGAUUAUUGGUAUGAUAUUAAACUCAACGGAAAACAAAUCUAUAUAGUUCAAAAAACACCACGUUGUAAUAUUGGAAAUGUCAUUUUAUCAGCAGGUCAAUUUGAUAAAACUAAUAUAGUUACUAGAUCAUUGAGACAGUAUAGGAGAAUUGAUACUGGUGAUAUUAACGGGAGUUUCUUAGGAAAUUAUGGGAUUCAUAAAGAAUAUGGAUACUCUGUAAAAGUGGGUGAUGAGAUUUGGUUAGGGAGACAAAGAAUUAGUUCAUAUGAAAAGUUGUUAUAG
Molecule: messenger RNA, 1092 nt
Organism: Hansenula ciferrii
Lineage: Eukaryota; Fungi; Ascomycota; Saccharomycetes; Phaffomycetales; Wickerhamomycetaceae
Exons: 1
Coding region: 1-1092 (363 amino acids)
Molecular function (GO): molybdenum ion binding; catalytic activity; pyridoxal phosphate binding
Source: RefSeq, a predicted model, not a curated record